Molecule: messenger RNA, 309 nt
Organism: Lactuca saligna
Lineage: Eukaryota; Viridiplantae; Streptophyta; Magnoliopsida; Asterales; Asteraceae
Source: the annotation of a GenBank genome assembly
AUGGAUGUAGAAACUGCUUUAGUUCUGAAAAGGAAACCUAUAUUGAAGCCUUUUGAUCAACCCCAAAAUAUUGAAAAUCUAAAGGGAGGAUUUGUUGACAAAGAAUACUGGAGCAUUGUUUACAAGAAUAAGGAAGGUCAAGAGAUUAAGAACUCUAUGUUCUUUCUAAGGGACAAGAACUUAUAUCCUACAAGUUAUCUAAACUCAAUCAUGGCUAGGUCUGAAGCAAACAAGUCCAACUCUACUACUGAUGUCAAGUGUGUUUUCGAUAUGAUUCAUGGUAUCUAUCUGUUAGGGCAUCCCUUUUGA